Colletotrichum spaethianum is the source of this 1062-nucleotide messenger RNA. Its product is annotated as zinc-type alcohol dehydrogenase-like protein. The coding region runs from base 1 to 1062 and encodes 353 amino acids. The record is from RefSeq and is a predicted model, not a curated record. Gene Ontology annotation, molecular function: oxidoreductase activity. The transcript is spliced from 2 exons. NCBI's taxonomy places the organism in Eukaryota, Fungi, Ascomycota, Sordariomycetes, Glomerellales, Glomerellaceae.
AUGGCUCCCACAACCACCAACGCCUGGUCUAUCACCGGCAUCAACAAGAACGGCAACAACUGGGACACUCUCGAGCUGAAGAAGAACGUCCCCAUCCCCAAGCUAGGCGACUAUGAUGUUCUCGUCCAGAUUGAGGCCGUCUCUUUGAACUACCGUGACUUGGCCAUCCCUAAGGGUCUCUACCCCUUCCCGGUUAGCUUCCCCCGCGUCCCGGCAUCCGACGGCGCCGGCCGUGUUCUCGCUGUCGGCUCCAAGGUCACGAAUCUCAAGGAGGGCGACAACAUUGCCACUCUCUUCAACCAGCACCACCAGGCCAACCCCAUCACUCCCCUUGGCGUGAAGAGCGGUCUCGGCGGCGCACUCGACGGCACCCUCCGUCAGUACGCUGUGUUCCCCGAGCACGGCCUCGUCAAGUCACCCAAGACCCUCAGCUCCGUCGAGGCUGCCACCCUGCCCUGUGCACCCCUGACCGCCUGGAACGCCCUCUACGGCCUGCAGUCCAAGGCCCUGAAGCCCGGCGAAUACGUCCUCACUCAGGGCACCGGUGGCGUCAGCUUGUCCGCCAUCCAGUUUGCCGUUGCUGCCGGCGCGAUCGUCAUCGCAACGACCUCGUCUGCCGCCAAGGGAGAGCAGCUCAAGAAGCUCGGCGCCCACCAUGUCAUCAACUACAAGGAGACGCCCAACUGGGGUGAGGUUGCUAAGUCAUUGACCCCCGACAACGUCGGCGUUGACCACAUCAUUGAGGUCGGCGGCCCCGGUACCGUUGCGCAGUCUCUCAAAGCCGUCAAGCUCGAGGGUGUCAUUUCCAUCAUCGGCUUCCUGUCCCACGGCGACAGCCCCAAGGACCAGCCUACGCUGCUGGACGCUCUUGCCAACAUUUGCACCAUUCGCGGUAUCUUUGUCGGCUCGAAGCAGCAGUUUGAGGAGAUGAACCAGGCGAUCGACGCCAACAAGAUCAAGCCUGUCGUCGACAAGAAGAUCUUUGGCUUUGAGGAAGUCAAGAACGCCUACCAAUACCAGUGGGACCAGAAGCACUUCGGCAAGGUUGUUAUCAAGAUUUGA